AUGAGCCAGAAAACUGAACAAGACGAUAUUCCAUUAGCCGACGAUGAUGAUACGGUGACAAUAAUCAGUGGCGGAAAAACUCCAAGAGCCGCACAACCGUUGCCCAAAGAAGAACCGCCAGAGGAUCCAGAAGAAAAGGCUAGAUUGAUAACGCAAGUUCUUGAACUGCAGAACACUCUAGAUGAUCUCUCCCAACGUGUCGAAUCAGUGAAAGAAGAAAGUUUGAAACUGAGAUCGGAAAAUCAAGUUUUAGGACAGUACAUUCAAAACUUGAUGGCGUCUUCAUCAGUCUUUCAGUCUUCGCAGCCACCCCGGCCUAAGCAAGCCGAUUCAGUUCACGAUGAUGAGUUUGGAGAGUACGAAUAUUAA
Caenorhabditis remanei is the source of this 369-nucleotide messenger RNA. RefSeq lists its product as uncharacterized. Lineage: Eukaryota; Metazoa; Nematoda; Chromadorea; Rhabditida; Rhabditidae. Gene Ontology annotation, cellular component: trans-Golgi network. Bases 1 to 369 code for a protein of 122 amino acids. The record is from RefSeq and is a predicted model, not a curated record. The transcript is spliced from 4 exons.